Molecule: messenger RNA, 1377 nt
Organism: Dermacentor silvarum
Lineage: Eukaryota; Metazoa; Arthropoda; Arachnida; Ixodida; Ixodidae
Product: probable glutamate receptor
Exons: 7
Coding region: 1-1377 (458 amino acids)
Cellular component (GO): membrane
Molecular function (GO): ligand-gated monoatomic ion channel activity
Source: RefSeq, a predicted model, not a curated record
AUGGUGUUCGCAGUUUCGAGCGAAGAGGAGAGGGUGAAAUGGCGAGAGGAGCAGCAGAGAAAGCAAGAAAGACAGGCAGAAAAAGACUACGACAUCGUGUACGACCACCGACUGUCGUUCGGAGUGCGCCUGCCCAAUGGCUCUUACACAGGCAUCAUCGGACUUCUUCAGAGCGGGGCAGUGGACCUGGCCGCCGCCCCCGUGCUCGUCCGCUACGACCGCACCGAGGUGGCGACGUACGCGCCCGUCCUGUUCACGAGCCACUGCGGGCUCAUCGCCGUCGCGGGCGAGCCCGCUGUGAACGCAUUCAGCUAUUUGUUUGUAUUCGACUGGGAGGUGUGGGCAGUUCUCCUGGCCUCCAUUCCGGUCGUGUCUGGGGCUCUAGCUUUCGUUGAAAAACGGAGGCCGCGGACUGGCGGCAGCUUCAUCUGGGAAAUGUACGAGAAUGCGUGGGACAUCCUCCGUUCUUUCACCUACGAAGGGCACACGGCGCAGACGAAGAGCCACGGUGGGCGGCUCCUCUACUCGGUGUGGUGGCUCACUGUGCUGGUACUAACGAACGGCUUUGCUGGCCAGCUCAAAGCCAGCAUGGCCAUCAAGACAGAGCCAACGCGAUUCCGCUCUGCAGACGAUGUCUCCCAGCAGCCAGCCAUAAGGCCUUUGAUAUGGAAGCACACGGUCUACGAGACUUACGUGCGGACAUCCGGAAGGCCAUCUCUGCUAGCCCUGACCCGGCAGGUGCACCGACACGGUGGGUUCGUGCCCAUCGCCGACAUGUAUUCCCCCGCUGCCAUGGAACAACUCUACAGUGGCCGCGCCGUCAUCGUCAGUGACCGUGAUGUGACCAUGCACAUGCUGGCCAAGCAGUGCCGGCUCACCGGUGGGAGGCUGUACGUGGCACCGGAGCUGCUCUUCACUCGGUUCUUCACCGUGGCGCACUCGAAGCACUUGCCUCCGGAGCUGGAGCGCAGGAUUCACGCAAAAAUGACCGCCAUCAUGGAGUCCGGUCUGAACUUGAAGUGGCACGAGGACGGCAUGCAAGAGUGGCACCGCUGCCAAGCCAUGCAGCAGGCAGGCAGCUCGCAGGCCGGCGAGCUGUCUUUCAAGGUGCUCCGCUACGACGACAUGGCGGCCGUCUUCUCCCUGUGGGCCAUCAUGGCGGCUCUCUCCCUCGUCGCCUUCCUGCUGGAGCUGUGCGUCCACAGGACGGCGGCACGACGCCACCACAGGCUCCCGCGCAUCCACGCGAGGCGGAACGCUCGCCUCGCCGUCCAGGAUCCGGCCGGAGGGGGCGCUGCAGUGCCUGCGAGCACGGGUGCGCGCCGUAUGCGGGUUUCGAGCAUGACGCGUGGGAGGGCCUCCGUCGUCGGUUAUUGA